Messenger RNA from Triticum turgidum subsp. durum (durum wheat), 3888 nucleotides. The record is from the annotation of a GenBank genome assembly. NCBI's taxonomy places the organism in Eukaryota, Viridiplantae, Streptophyta, Magnoliopsida, Poales, Poaceae.
AUGCCCCGGAGCUCGCGCCACAGGUCGUCGCACCGGUCGCACAGGCGGGGCGGCUCGGCGGAGCGGUCGGAGUCUGAGGGCGAGGAUGCUGGCGCCCCUGGCCCGCGGGAGGAGGCCCCGCCCGUGGCUAGGGUUCCGCGAGAUCCCGAGCCAGAGAGGCGCAGAUCGUCAUCGGCCAAGGAGCUGGUGAGCUCGGGGAACGGCUACUCGGAGCACGGGAAGAAGAGGAAGGAUAGGGUUGAGGAGACGGUGGUGGAUGUGGUCAGCGACAGGUGGAACAGCGGCGUGUGUGAGGAUCACUUGGUCGAGAAGAGGUCUAAGAGUGAGGUGUUUGGGCCCGUCGAUGUGGAGAAGCUGGCGGAGAAGCCCAAGGCUUCAGGGGAUGAGCCCAAGAGGUCAAGCAGACGGACGGCGGGAUCGGAUGAGAGGGUUGAGGAGGUUGUGUCCAAGAGUGAUUCCGGGAAGCGGCGGUCGGAGAAGGAGAAGGAGAAGGACCCAGGGAGGAGGGAGAGUAGUGGGCAGCAUAAGGAUGACAGAGAUAGGGAUAGGGAGAGAGAUAGAGAAAAGGAGAGGGAAAGGGAGAAAGAAUGGGAGAGACUGAAGGAGAGAGAGAGGGAAAGGGGCCGGGACAGAGAGAGGGAGAAGGAGAAGGAAAGAGAACGGGAGAAGGAGAAGGAGAGAGAACGGGAGAGGGAGCGGGAUAAAGAGCGUGACAGGGAACGAGAGCGGGAGCGUGACAGGGAACGGGAGCGUGAGAGGCAAAAGGAUAGGGAGAGGGACAAGAAAGACUACGAUUCCAAGAAUGAGAAGUAUGAAGAUGGCAGUGCCAGGAAGAAUGGCUCGAAGACUAGUAGAGGGGAGGAUGAGGGUUACUCAUACAAGAGACACGUAGAGAUCAAUGAUACUCCAGCUAAAGAGAGACACAGUAACCCCGAUAGGGAUAGGGAUAGGGAGACUGAUAAACACAGCCGACGAAAAGACGACUCGGAAGACAAAGAUAAGUGGCCAAUUGACAAUAGAGACAGUGAUGACAGGAAGACUCUGUCCAGGUAUGAUCAUGGGAAGGUUAGGAGCUCUAAGGAACAAAGGUUUGAUGAUGAGAAGUAUAAACAGAAGUACAAGGAUGAUUAUGAAAGGGAUAAGAGACAGCAAGAUGACAAGUGUCUGGAUGAGCGCAUGAUCCGAGAUCAUGGAAGUGACAGGGUUGAUUACAAGAGCACAAAAGAUGGGCACCGAAUUUCAGAGGGCCAUUACAGAAAAGAUAUAGUUCAAGACGGUGAUCGUUAUGAUGAGUAUGGCAGUAGGUACAAGGAAAAUAGAGGUAGAAAAAGACUUCCUGAGGAAAAUGAUGACCAUUAUGAUCUGAAAACUCCAAGCGCACGGGAGCAACGUGGAAAUUUGGAAAAAUCUUCAGGCAGUGGGCGACUCGAUUCUCUGAUUGAGAGAGCAAGGUCUGAACAUAGACAUCAAGAAAAUGUUGAUUCUAGUCCGAGUAAAGUCCAUGCAAGAACUUCGCCUGGCUCAAAUCCUCAUCAUGAAAAAGAUCAAAGCUGGCAUGGAUCUAAACUGGCAGAUAAUACAAAGAGAGAGAUACAAUAUGAUGAAAGAAGUAUUCGACCAAGGACAUCCUCAGGGAGAGAACGGACACCUGCUUCUAGACUGCGUGACAGGGAUACUGACAAUUGGUCUUCGGAAAGGCUCAAACAGAAGGAUGAUCUCCAGUCACGUGACAUACCAUUGGAAAUUUCUACAUCGUCACAAUAUGAUCGAACACCAAGGAAAGAUAUGCAUCCUUCACCAAAACAGCUAUCUGAUAAAUCCCCAUCUUCAAACGACCAAAGGUUUUCAGGUAGGCUUAGCGGUGGCCGUAGUCUUGAUAACAAAGGGGAAAGGAGCAACCUGACUAAAUAUAGAGAUCGGGAUGGUGAUUUAUCCUUAGAACGGUCACUUCAUCAAGAUCGAACACCAUCUAAAAUUCCAUACAGAGAAUCAACACCCUCUGCAUCAUCCAUAAGCAGAGGUGGGCAUUUUUCAGGCACUUCUCCAAAUCGUCUACUGCUGCCACCUGCGAGGCACAGAGAUGAUUCUUCCUUCUUGGGUUCACAUGAUGAUGACCGUAGACCGCAAAGUGGAGAUAGGAGGUUCCAUGCCCAUCAGAAGAGGAAUGAUAUGAAUUCUGGACGCGGCCAUGGGCAUGCCUGGAAUAAUGCACCGAGCUGGCCAUCUCAAGUUGCAAAUGGUUUUGUCCCCAUGCAGCAUGGUGCUCCUGGAUUUCACCCACCUGUACAUCAGUUUCACCCCCCACCUAUGUUUAACCUUAGGCCCCAAAUGAAGUUGAGCCAAACUGGAGUUUCAUAUCCUAUGCAUGACACCGUUGACAGGUUUUCGCCCCACAUUCGCCCAUUUGGGUGGCCUAAUCCGCUCGAUGAAUCAUGCCCCCCUCACCUACAAGUUUGGAAUGGGGGCACUGGUGUAUUUGGUGGUGAACCUUAUAUGUAUGGCAGGCAAGAAUGGGAUCAGAACAAGCUGCAUGUCGGCAGCAGAGGGUGGGAGGCAACUGGUGAUGCAUUGAAGGGACAAAAUGAAUUGGCUGACACUGAAUUUCCUGUUGCUAAAAAGGAGCUUGACUCUUUAGCAACCCCUGUUUCAGAGUCUUCAGGUGGACAAUGCAAUCUUAAUCCUUUUGAGCAGAAAGAAGCAAACCAUUUGGUUUCAGAAAAACGUGAAGCAAAGGGUGAUGUCACAAGUGCUGUAAAAAGUUCUGAUGCUCCCAGGGGAACAACACUCAUGGCCUCCAUGUUGUCAAGCAACGGUACUGCAGUAUUUUCUAGAAACUAUUUAUCGAGAGUUAGUGUGUCGCAUGAUCUUGUUGAGUCGGAGUUGUACAAAAGGUGCACAUCUCUGCUGGGAGACUUGGGCAUAGCAAAUGGUGGCCCUGAUGUUGUUUGGAAUGGCUCUAUUCAGAAGAAUGGAAAUGCUGGAAAGAUAAGUAGAGAACAGGGAAGCCCCAAUCUGUUGGGUUUAUUUUAUGUGAAGAACAACGAUGCAACUUUUCAGAGAGCUAUGGCCCUUCACAAGAAUCAGACAGAGAGAGCUGUGGCUCCUACCCAAGCGCAAACUGAUGGGAAAAUGGACUCAACACAAGAGAAUAAGGAGGACACAGAAAUGCUUGACCGUACUCCACUGAAGGAAUUGACGGUGAGUAACCCUGUCUUGCACCACCGUACUGGCAUUUUUGAAGGGCCACCUGCAACUACAGAAUCUGGUGAUGUGGAUUCACCUCCAGCAAUCACAGACUCUGGUGAUGUGAAUGCUCCUCGAGCAAUCACAGAAUCUGGCGAUGUGGAUGCACCUCCAGUAAUCACUGAAUCUGGUGACACGGAGAUGGUGGCACCUCCUGGAACCGCAGGUCCUGAUGAAGAUAUGGAGGUGGCUGCCUCUCCAUCAAUCACAGAACCUGAUAAAAACAUGGAGGAUGUGUCACCACCUGCAGUUGCCGUACCCGUGGAUGGCCCAGCAGAUGAUGCAACAGGAUUAAUCAUAGAACAUAUUGAUGGCUCGCAGGAGGUUCCUUCAGCAAAUGAAGAGCCAGGUGAUACUGUAGAGGUUGUGCCUCCAGCGUUCACAGAACAAUCUGGCCAAGUCAAGGAUGAUCCUCCUUCUGUGGCUACUCCUAACAGUGGAGAGGCUGACUCCAUGCAUGCAGCAGUUGAAAAAGAUAUGGAUGAGGUUACUGAUGACAGCCCUGGGGAUGGUGAAGUGAAUGCAUCUAACUUUGUUUCGGAGUUGGAUGUUGUUGCAAGUGGCGCUCAGGAUUGUGAAGGUGUGUUGGUGGAGGGUAGGGUAAAUUUAAGUCGGAUACCUAAUUCUCCAGAAAGUACACAUUGA